Molecule: messenger RNA, 366 nt
Organism: Dentiscutata erythropus
Lineage: Eukaryota; Fungi; Glomeromycota; Glomeromycetes; Diversisporales; Gigasporaceae
Source: the annotation of a GenBank genome assembly
AUGAAACGUCUAAAGUUCGUUACCAUUAAUUUCAAACAACACUUAACUUUACAUGAACACGAUGAGUUUACCCAGGUCGAAAAUAUCGGUCAAGGAGGAUUCGGAGCCGUGGUCAAAUCAAAAUGGGCAAUGCAAGAAAAAUUCGAUUACCAGAAACGAGGUGGAAUGGAUGAGAAGACCGAUAAUUGCUACGGAUUGCCUGCAUAUAUGGACCAUCGAUGUUUUAAACUUCCUCCUGAAUAUGAUCAGAAGUCUGAUAUCUUUAGUUUUGGUGUAAUCCUCUGGGAAAUAUCGAGCGGCAAAUACAUCUGGAUGAUCUUGCUAUUGGCAUGCGAAUAUCCUGCGGAGAUAUGGAAAUGCCCGUAG